This is a messenger RNA of Schistocerca serialis cubense, 1161 nucleotides long. RefSeq names its product DNA (cytosine-5)-methyltransferase 3B-like. Bases 1 to 1161 code for a protein of 386 amino acids. The transcript is spliced from 10 exons. Gene Ontology annotation, molecular function: methyltransferase activity. The record is from RefSeq and is a predicted model, not a curated record. Lineage: Eukaryota; Metazoa; Arthropoda; Insecta; Orthoptera; Acrididae. Gene Ontology annotation, biological process: regulation of gene expression. Gene Ontology annotation, cellular component: nucleus.
AUGAAUUCUUUGCUCCGAAGUCAUUUGGACACUUGCAAUGCAGAAAGAUACAAGCAGGGUGAAAACAUUUGUGUUGCCUGCAUGGGACCACCAGAAAAUUCUGAUGAACAUCCAUUGUUUGAUGCAGUGAUUUGUACUGAAUGUAAGGAAAGGGCCAAGAAAUAUAUGUUCACUACAAAGGAGAAUAAACUGGUUGCAUGUGCCAUCUGUUUCUGGAAGAGUGAUGUUAACUGUACAAGUAAUUCCUGUCUCUGGACCUUUUGUACAGCGUGCUGUUCCGCAUUCACUAUAAGCAGAGCCAACAGAAGUUGCAUACGUUGUCUUGAUGAAGGCAGUAACCUUAUACUGGGAGCAAGUGAAAAUAGAUUAAACAAGGUUUUGCAUAUGUUUUCUCCAUCUGUGAUAGACACAUUGUGUAUACCAACUCAGACAAUAGACUGCAAGAAACAGCUUAGAGUUCUGUCACUCUUUGAUGGCAUUGGCACAGGUUUAUUUGUACUAAAGGAGGAAUUAUUGCUCCCAGUAACAAAAUAUUUUGCAAGUGAAAUAAAUCAUCAUGCCAAGAAGAUAACUGACAAAAAUUUCCCUGGCCAAAUUACACAUCUGGGUGAUGUCAGACACAUAACUGAAGACUGCAUAAGCAAAAUUUUGGAAGAUGGUCCUAUUGAUCUUCUGAUUGGAGGAUCGCCAUGCAAUGAUUUGAGUUUAGUAAAUCAUUUACGAAAAGGACUGUAUGAUUUGCAUGGCUCUGGACCCUUGUUUUUUCACUUCCAGAAUAUACUGCUAAAGAUACGCCUUCUGCAACGCGAUCAUAUGUUGUUCUACUUCUAUGAAAAUGUUGCAAAUCUUACAAAAGAGACCAAGAAUACAAUUAGUGUAUUUUUGGGACAUAACCCAACUAUCAUGGAUGCCACACAUUUCUCCGCACAAGAUCGCCGACGUAAUUUCUGGGGUAAUAUUCCUGGAAUGCAUACAACAAUACAAUUAAAAGAAGAUCAUAAACUUCAGGAUUAUAUCUGUGGAAAUCCAUAUGCAAGUAUGCAAAAAUUAAAGACACUGACGAAAUCAUCUGAAAUUACUGUGGAUGAUCUCGUUUGUCUAGGGGUUUUGUCUGCAAAACAUUACUCUAACAAGCAUGGCCUGGGUUUUCUUCUUGUUUGA